AUGGCCGCGAAACAUGUUUUGUUUCUCCUUUGUUUAACAUUUUGUUAUAUUUGUGUUAAUGGUGAUAUUAUAUGUGAAAGUGGUUUUUGUGCAAACUAUGUAAUUGACCAUGAAUGUCCUAUGCAAGCACCAGACUGUCAGUACAACAACGCGACUCAUUCAGGGAUAUAUCUACCCUCACCAACUAUUUGCAAUUGUUGUACACACUGUCUGCCAUUAUACGGUCUGGGUCAACCAUGCAGUUUAGGCGGGGCAGGCUCUGGUACUACUAUUGGUAGAUGUAGUCAUGGCUUAACCUGUGAUGACUCCACUCGAACGUGCAUUAGGAUGAAAACUGAAUGCCACGAUGCUCAAGAUGACUAUGACAGUCGUCACUCGAGAGGGCUAACUGGAACAUUAGAAACCAGACCAAAUUGUGACAAUAAAGGAAAAUAUGCCACCUUCGACUGUGUUCCUUCUCAGACUUGUUUUUGUCAAUCAGAAGAUGGCGAAAGGAUAUUUGGAGAAGUCCCGUAUACAGGGAUAUUUCAAAAUAUGUCAUGUACUUGUUCCCGCAUGGCGCACAAAAUUCAAAAUUUAAUAGCAGGGGAUGUACCGUACCCUGUGUUUGGUCUACGAUGUACUUCCGAUGGUAAUUUCAACCCCGUGCAAUGUUUAGGGAAACAAUGUUAUUGUGUGGACGUAAUAACUGGUGAAGCCCGUGGAGAUACCACGAUAGAUUUAGAUAAACAGCCUAUUUCUAGAUUGCCGUGCUAUAAUGCAGACUUAGAUCUAUUUCCACAAGGAGAUGAUGCUGAGCCCCCAUACGAGUAUACAACUCCUUGUCUUAACAGUGUUAAAGAGAGAGAAGAUUUAAUACAAAAAAGUAUUGAAGAAGGGUACAACGUUGAUUAUUUUACAGGUUUUAGUUCAAUAAGCUGCUUGCCCGAUGGAACUCAUAGUAGGAUGACUAUUAAUUCCAAUGGACAAAAAAUAUGUAUAAACGAACGUGGUCUACAAAUAGGUGAUUUUUCAGCAGAACCAAACACUGCUUCUUACAGCAAUAUGAAUUGUAAAUGUGCAAUAACCUCAAAUUUGAUGAACUCUUCAACCGAAAGCCCUCAGUGUUGUAAAAAUGGUAACUUUAGAAGCAUACAAUGUCGUCGUGGCCAGUGUUACUGUGUCGACUCAAAUGGACGCCAAAUUGGAAAAGAGAACACAGAUGUUACCCGCUUGUCUUGUCAUAAUGCUAAUUGGAGAAAUUGC
Molecule: messenger RNA, 1245 nt
Organism: Brenthis ino (lesser marbled fritillary)
Lineage: Eukaryota; Metazoa; Arthropoda; Insecta; Lepidoptera; Nymphalidae
Source: the annotation of a GenBank genome assembly